This is a messenger RNA of Tarenaya hassleriana, 959 nucleotides long. RefSeq lists its product as uncharacterized. The transcript is spliced from 4 exons. NCBI's taxonomy places the organism in Eukaryota, Viridiplantae, Streptophyta, Magnoliopsida, Brassicales, Cleomaceae. The record is from RefSeq and is a predicted model, not a curated record. The coding region runs from base 96 to 791 and encodes 231 amino acids.
GCAAUCCUGGCCGUUGCUUGCACCUUCUUCGAUCUUUGAAUCUAUUAAUCUCUUCCUUCGCUGAGUCGAUCAAUCCAGAGAGAGGGGAAGAGAGAAUGAUUCGAAGGGCUUUGCUGUUCCUCCUCGUCGCCGGUUUCUGUUGCCCGGACGUACGGGCGCAGGUGUUGCCGCCGGCGAAGCGCGACGGAUUUGUGUACCCACCGGGUCGGGUUGUCGACCCGGAGACGAUACUGAUCGAGGUGUUUUUCGACCCGGUUUGUCCCGACAGCAGAGACGCCUGGUCUCCCCUGAAAUUGGCUCUUGAUCACUACGGGUCUCGCGUUGCUAUUGUCGUUCACCUCCUCCCGUUGCCUUUCCAUGACAAUGCAUUCGUAGCUUCGAGGGCCUUGCACAUUGUGAAUGCCUUGGACGCCAAUGCCACUUUCAAACUGCUGGAAGGGUUCUUCAAGCAUCAGGCAUUGUUCUACAAUGCACAAACCCAACUCAUGUCAAGACCUGCAGUUGUGGAGGAGAUAGUCAAGCUUGGGACUUUCACACUGGGAAACUCGUAUCACUCUGCCCUCAAAUCUGGAUUCAUCGACAAGAAAUCUGAUCUUGCCACCAGGGUUUCCUUCAAGUAUAGCACUUCGAGAGGGGUUUCUGCUACACCGACCUACUAUAUCAACGGGUUCGUCCUGCCCAAUGCUGGUUCCCCCAUAGAUUUCGAAGGUUUGAGAAACACCAUCGAUCCUCUGGUCGGAGGACAAGAAGUGGAGGAGACACAAGAUACCUUUGUUUCCUUCUUGCGUUGAGCUCAGUUGCUUUCGCAGUGCUAACUACACCUAUAUGUAAUGUAAUGUAUCUCCUUCCUCUUGCUCUCAUUCCGAAUCUUAUUUAUUUUUCCCCAAUGUAAAAAGGAAAUAAAUUGUAGAUUUUGGCUUUGGGAAUGCAAUCUUCCGGGAGAUUGUCCGGUUCGAUCA